CAGAACUUGCACAAUUACACUUUUUAAAGUGACAUAUAAAUAUAAUAAAGCAAAAGUUUCCUACUGUAAUACUGUGAUACUGUGAUAAUGCCACUAGCUAUAUACCUUACCCCUUGUAGGAUGAAAUCUUAUACUAUGAAAAACUCUCUCAUCUUAUUUUAGCAAUCAUUUUGUUUUCUUAAACAGCAACCCAAUUUUAAUUAAAAGAAGCAGAGCAUAGAUACCAUACCUACAUGUCACUUAAUAAACUCGGUACAUAGGUCAUAGUCACUGGUCGAUGGCCUUGAGCUACCUCUACGGCGAAAGUUUUCACAUAGAGUCCUCAUCCUCUUCGGAGCAAGACGUCCUCAUUAAGAAGAUCCUUAUCAUGCAUGAUCCAGAUGGACGCGAACUUGAUUCAGAGAUGUUGCUUCGAGUUAUUGAAACAAUCAUGCAUCGCGCUACUGCAUCACAAGUGUUUGUUCAGCAGCAGGAUCCCCUUGAACUAAGCACCGCGGUAGAAGAAUCACAAGAUCUACUAGAAGACUCGAUAUAUAAGAUAUCAAGCGAGAUACUCUGCAAGUGCUAUGGAGAUGAAAAUGUGCACGAAAGAACAUUAAGCGUGUUUGACUUACUUGGGAAAUAUAGAUGGGAUGCAAAACUGCUUCUAGCUCUUUCAGCUUUAGCAACAGUCUUUGGUGAAUUCUGGAUCAUAAUGCAGUCACAGAACAAGAACCUGUUAGCUGCGUCGAUUGCAUUACUUAAGCAUUUUCCAGACAGCAACAUUUUUGAGCCAAUCUUUAAAGCAUUGACCUCAUUAGUUAAAACAAUGGUAGAAGUCAUUAGGCGUGUUUCACAGUUUGAAGGUCUACCAAUAACCUAUGUAGAACUGCAGGAUGAUACUGUAACUACUACAAAAUCGUUAAUGUAUGUUGCUGCUUAUUGGAUCAUCAGGAGUAUUAUUGUCAGCAUAUCUAUCGUUACAAAUUUGAGAGCCAUCGAAGAUGAUCAAGUGCACCCUCUUUCCUUUCAGGAUCCAUAUUCAAUAUCAAGUGCUGUAUGGGAGAUUGUAAGUUUAAGAAGCAAGAUUAACGGCAUUGGCUCUCAGCUUAGAACACAGGUAGACGCCUGCCAGCAACAGACAGAGCAGAAGAUGCACAGGAAGCUCAUGAAUACAUUACAGGAGCCAGACAUUGACAACCAAGAAAUCCUUCGGAUGUUAUUUGGACUGAGGAAUGACUUGCCACUAAAGCAAUCAUCUAUGCAAGCAAAGGUUGGAAUCACCUCACUGAAGAACAAUGUGGUUGUUCUGCUGAUUUCAAAACCAGAACUCCUGCCUGUGCAUGAGUUGUUUUUACUGGGUCAACAGACAUAUGAUCAUCUUCUCCAUGAUAAGCAAGAUAGAAGCUAUGAUAUCCUGUGGAUCCCCAUAUCAACUUCCGAGAAUUGGAGCAACAAUGAAGUCACCAUAUUCAAUGUUAUAUCAAACUCCUUGCCUUGGUACUCAAUUCGACAACCAUGGUUACUCAGCUCAGCAACAAUCUACUAUGCAAAAGAGGAAUGGAAAUUCGACGAAAGGCCCAUUAUGGUUGCCUUGGACCCUACAGGUAUGAUAACUAACUUUGAUGCUGCUGACAUGGUAUGGAUUUGGGGUGCCAAAGCAUACCCCUUUUCAGCCUCAAGAGAAAAGGAACUGUGGAGCACAGAAAAAUGGAACCUGAGACUCUUACUUGACAGUAUUGACCCUUUGUUCACCAUGUGGGUAGAAAAAGAAAGAACAAUUUGCAUUUACGGAAGCAGUAAGCUUGAGUGGGUAAGACAGUUUAGUGCAGAAAUUAAAGAUAUUCAAAGCUUAGCUGCACAACUUGAGGUGAUUUAUGUUGGUAAGACAAAUCAAAGUGUUAUAGUAAGCAACAUAGUCUCCUCCAUAGAAAAAGAGAAGCUAAGUCACACUCUUACUGUGUCCAAGAUAUCUUUGUUUUGGAAGCGCCUUGAAAGUAUCAGACGAUCAAAACUCAGGCUCCAACAGACCUCUGACACUGAUAAUAUUCUAAGAGAGGUAGAAGAAUUGCUAGAUACCUGUAAAGAUGAUAACGAUGAAGAUUGGGUGAUCUUUGGUAGGGGUUCUUCAGCAGAUAUUGUAAAGCUUCAUGGUAAUGAAUGGACUCAGUUCUUGAGUAAAUACUCGACAUGGAAAAAGUAUCUGCCAGAAAUUGGUUUGGUAGAUGCAAUUAGACUUUCUCAGGAACCUCCCCCAACUGAGCCAUGCUCCCACUCAAAUAUGAUAAGAUAUAAUAAAGAGCUAAUGGAAGAAACUGUCAUUUGUAAGAAGUGCAAGCGUCCAAUGGAGAAGCUAAUUGCCUAUGAUGUAGUGUAGGUUUUCCAAAUAAGAAUAAUAGACUUUCUAACUGUUGUUUAAGUAACAAUAAAUGCAACUCCGUGUUUAGGAAGAUGUAGCUAAUAAAAAUCCAACUCCAUAUUGCUUAAGGUUUAUUCAGUUCAAUCUCUUGUCAAAUGUUUAUUGUCUCUUGAAACAUAGCUAGCUAACUAAAAAUCAUCCCCGCAAAUUUGAUGAAGGUAGAAUAGUACCAAGCUGUUUCAAAGGGCAGCAACAAAGCCAAUGCACAGUAAAAAUUCUAAUUUUGCUUAGGUAAUA
Chenopodium quinoa (quinoa) is the source of this 2635-nucleotide messenger RNA. Its product is annotated as protein SIEVE ELEMENT OCCLUSION C-like. The record is from RefSeq and is a predicted model, not a curated record. Gene Ontology annotation, biological process: phloem development. NCBI's taxonomy places the organism in Eukaryota, Viridiplantae, Streptophyta, Magnoliopsida, Caryophyllales, Amaranthaceae. Bases 278 to 2356 code for a protein of 692 amino acids. The transcript is spliced from 7 exons.